AUGUUUCCAACGACACGCUUCACAAGCGUCAACCACGGCGUCGAAACUAGUGAUGUCUUUCAAAAAGACAAAAUAUUCUCUAGGAAAGCCGCAUCGUCCGAAAAGUUCUUUUCACAGAUACGUCAGGAUAUGGUGCGAAAUCAAAUGCCACUGGGGGACAGUGCGUAUUGUAGUUUCCGUAGAAAUUCAGCAUCAAACACCACACGGAAAUCGGCAUGGGUUGGUUUGAACGCAAUGUUUGAUGCUUUGUUCUGCUUGAGAACAACCAAUACGACGAGACGUGAUAGCGAAUGCCAAACCCCAACACAUAUCGAACCUGGAAAGGACAUAAGCAACGAUCCAUCUAGUGUCAAUACGGGUGAAUGUAAAGAUCACAAACGUUAUAGAGAAGCCCAUCGAGUAUGGGCUGAGGUUAAGUCCAAACUCAAUCGUGAUCAGACAAUAUUGACAGAUAUCUACCAACGCAUUAACGAGGAUAAACCGUGGAACAUUUCACUGGACAGCAACCGCACGCGUCAGGACAUGGUUUCCAACAUAUGGCUACUAAUUUCUUUACUUUUCUGCAUGUUGGCAUGGUUACUUGUUGAUAUCAAUGAAUACAUUGAGCUCACACAGCAUCUUUCUUAUAUGAGUUAUAUCGAGCUAAAAAAAUUAAAUGAGUCGGGGAGAAACUAUAUCGACAUCCAUACUUCUUAUAACAGGGAUCGGGAACGAAGCAAUAAUGGCAACAAUAGUGACGAUGACCAAGAUUGA
Messenger RNA from Phytomonas sp. Hart1, 753 nucleotides. The record is from the annotation of a GenBank genome assembly. Lineage: Eukaryota; Euglenozoa; Kinetoplastea; Trypanosomatida; Trypanosomatidae.